AAAAUAAGUACCAGUUGAAUAUUGGGGUCGAUAUUACCGAUCUACCCCUCCCCUAAAAUCGUUGCCCCUGUGUCGAAAUUUGAAACCACUAUUUCUUAACUAUGUGAUCAAUGCCCCUUUAUGUUUAAAUUAUCAAUCAAUCUCAUUCUUUGGCGCUAUUUGCUGUUUUUUUUUUAGUCGGGGACUAAACCAGCUCUCCUACUUGAGCAGCUUGUUACUCUUGGACACCCUCAAAACUGAUGCACAAGCGCUCGAUACUUGGCGAUGACGACUGCUUUGUGUAUUAGCGCAUGGGGAACUGAUCCACGUGUAUUUGUCAGACCAAGUCAGAUAAUCAGAAGGGCUUUUUUUUCUAUCUGGUAUUCCUGAUUAAACUCAAAAUUAUUUGAGCAAACUCAAGGCGUCCUGACAUCUAGGGACAUCAUCUUUCUAAAUAAAUAUGUUCAUGAGUUCGUUCGGUGUUAGGAGCCUCAACACCCUUUUUAUCAGCACUUCAUAAAAAAGCCUUAUCCACUACAUUGAAGACAGAUACCAGAUGAAACUAUCAAAUGACAAUACCCUUUCUCCUUUGCGCACCUGGAGUUCUUCCUUCAGGUACCAGGCCUGUAUGACAUAUCCUUCUUUCUACACCGCUCGCUUUCUUUAUAUUAUAUUUUUUUCUUCCCGUAACUCUCCUUUACCAGGCAUCGAUUUUCAUUCAACGAUUCGUUACUGUUCACCAAAUCUAACACACUAUAUUUCAGGUGUAGUCCAGGUAGACGUGCUUAAUUUUUUAUAUAUAUUGAUCCUUCCAAGUUGUUCUGUAAUAGAGAUCCUUAUCUACUAAUGCCCAAAGAUGGACUCCGUUUGCUCCGGGUUAAACACCAAAGGUUGGUUGGAAAGACAACUGCGCAUUUCUCUCCAUGGAAUUGCUUCCCUUAAAAGAUGGCGGUUUAUUUCCAUUGUAAACAAUCAACAAUUUGUUGUUGAGUUUUGACAGCUGUAGUAACUGAAAUUUCCCAACACUAAGCAAUAAAAUGAGUGUGAAAUACCAGCCUAUACCAUCUAAUGACCCUUAUGAAAGUGAAAUCGAUUUCUCGUCUCCUUUUGACUAUGAUUUGAAGCCUACAAACCAAAAGUUUCGCUCCAUCUUCACUUAUUCUGACCUAAAUCCUCAUAAUGCUGAUGUUAAUUUAACAUCAGCACAAGUUUCCUUCUGGAGGCGUUUUAGCUACUGGGUGAUUAUAUUUGCAGCUUACCUUCUUCUCUUCAUUACCAUGCCAAUCUCCAUUUGGUUUGCUUUUAAAAGAGUACCUAACUAUGAAAGGCUUGUUAUUUUUCGGCUUGGUUUAAUGUUGAAAACUAAAGGACCAGGUUUUGUAUUUUUCCUUCCAUGGAUUGACCGAUGCCAUUCUGUUGACAUGAGGACAAAGGCUUUUAAUGUUCCACCUCAACAGAUUCUUGUUUCUGAUGGUGCAGCAAUUGAGAUUGGUGCAAAUAUUUAUGUUCGUAUUGUCAAUGUGCAGAAGUCUGUAGCUUGUGUCCAGGACCACAAUCGUUCUGUAAGACUCCUUGUACAACUGACCUUGGUGAAACUACUAGCAAAGAAAACCUUGGAAGAAAUAGAACAACAGAGAUCUUCUAUUGCAGCUGCCGUACAGGAUGAAUGCAACAAGACAACACUUUGCUGGGGAGUAGAGAUUAGUCGCUGUGAACUGUCCCACAUAAAAGUCCUUGUUGCACCGUCUGAAGGUAAAGUUCCUUUACCUAAAUGCAUCCAGCCACCAGGGUAUACACCUUCUGGUUAUCAAGGUGCCUUCGAUGGUCUACCUCUUGCUUUCCAGCAACUGGCUAAUGUAGUUAUCAAUAAAACAAAUGAGAAUUCUCCAAAACAAACACCAGUGCCCAAGACAUUUCCUACAAAAGACAAGGAGAAUAAAUAUUUGGAAACAACCAAAAAUGCCUUUGAUGUAAUCAUCUUCAAAUUACAGUCAGUGUUAGAUAAAGAUUUGGUGCAAUCUGUGAAUUCUAUUUUCCAAUUCCAUAUUGUUGGGGAUAUUAACAAGAAGUUUAUACUUGAUCUCAAAAAUGGUGCUGGCACUGUGACAUUUAUGGAAAAUACAGAAAACCAUGAUGCUGCUGAUGUUAAUAUGACUCUUGAUUACAAGGACUUUAUAUCUUUGGCACAUGGCCAUCUGAAACCUUUGGAAGCAUACAAAAAUGGCUGUCUGAAAGUAUCUGGCAACAAGUUAGCUGCCCUGAGAAUUGAACCUGUUUUAGACCGAUUGCAGUCUAUUAUCUUGUAGAAUGUCUACUUAAACAUAUUCAUCUGUGGUUGCUUCAGUUGUAGUUUUAGUUAGUGUUUGAAGUGUUUUUUUGUAUUGUUGUAAUCACAAAAAGAGAGAAAGAAGGAAAGUUAUGUUGAGGAGUCUUGUAGAAUUACUGGACAUAACCUGGAGAGUUGCAGAGUUGCUUGCGGUGACUUGCAGAGUUGCUGGAGGUGACUUGUAGAGUUGCUGGAGGUGACUUGUAGAGUUGCUGGAGGUGACUUGUAGAGUUGCUGGAGGUGACUUGUAGAGUUGUUGGAGGUGACUUGUAGAGUUGCUGGGGGUGACUUGUAGAUUUGCUGAAGGUGACUUGUAGAGUUGCUGGGGGUGAAUUGCAAGGUUGUUGGAGGUGACUUGUAGAGUUGCUGGAGGUGACUUGUAGAGUUACUGGAGGUGACUUUAGACUAUUUGGGCAACUCAUUGUUACUACUGGUUUAGCUCCUAAGCCAGCCUUGAUUGAGUUAGGCCUACAAUAAAAGGUAAACCAGCUUUGACCAUCCCAUCUUUUAAGAGAUAUCUCUGUUAUCUAAUAUGGGUAUAUAGGGAUAACUCUAUUAUGUAAUGUGUUCUUUUAAUUCUUUAAAACAGUAGAGAUGUGAUUUGAAAUAUAUUUAGCUGCUAUUUCUAGCAGACCGAUCAACUACAUAGAGGCUCCAUAGGGAGGCUAGUGGUGGCUCUCUGAAUAGCUGGAGGUGAUUUGCAGACCAGUUAGAAGUGUCUUGUAGAAUAGUUUGAGGGUACUUUCAGAAAAGCUGGAGUGUAUCUGUAGAAGUAGGUUGGAAGAAGGGUUAUAGAAUAGAUGAAGGUGAGUUGUACAAUGGUCAGAAGGUACUUUUAGAAUAGCUGGGAGUGACUUGCAGAAUAACUGGAAGUGAGUUGCGGAAUAUCUAGAGAUGAUUCAGUAAAUAGGUGAAGAUAACUCACAGAAGAGAUGGAGAUGACUCAUAGAAUAGCUGGAGGUGACUUGCAGAAUAACUGGUGAUGACUCACAGAACGGCUGGAGGUGGCUCUCAGAAUAGCUGAUGCUUCACAGAAUAACUGGAGAAUAACUGCUGAAUAGCUGGAGCUGACUUGCGGAAUAGCUGAAGAUAACUCACAGAAUAGCAGAAGGUGACCCUCAAAAUAGCUGGAGAUGACUUGUAGAAUAGUCAAAGAUGAUUCACAGAAUAGCUGGAUAUAAAUUAUUGUCAUUAAAGUCAUCGUUUUUAAGUAAUUAUGUUUAUUAAAUUCUGUAGCAGUCAACUAUCUUAUGAUUACUGGAAUACACACCAUUGUAUAACUGGUAUUUACUUUCUAGUGAUUAAAAAAAAUGAACGAUUAGGUUAAUGAUGAAAGAAUCUGUAUUGAGAUUCUUUUACUAAAACUCAGAACAUUCUACAAACUUGUUUCUUUGUAAUAAAAAAUUGAAAAGAAAAAAAGACAAUGAAAACUGUCAAAAUGUAUAAAAAAAUAUUACUUUAUAUAUAACCAAUAAUUUAUAUACAUAACUAAUAAUUUAUAAUUGCUUUGUUGUAAAUAUCUAUUUAUUAUAUAUUGAUCUGUUAUGUUAUAAACUGUAUGAAUGUGGAACUGUGUAUGUGUGUGUGUGUAUAUAUGUGUGUGUAUAAGUUUUAAUAACUUGUUAUUUAUAUCACAGAUGUCUAUAGAAUUUGAAGAUGUAAAUAAACCAACAAUUUCCUUGUAUUAAA
This is a messenger RNA of Octopus bimaculoides (California two-spot octopus), 3994 nucleotides long. RefSeq names its product stomatin-like protein 1. NCBI's taxonomy places the organism in Eukaryota, Metazoa, Mollusca, Cephalopoda, Octopoda, Octopodidae. The record is from RefSeq and is a predicted model, not a curated record. Gene Ontology annotation, cellular component: plasma membrane.